This is a messenger RNA of Labeo rohita (rohu), 2208 nucleotides long. RefSeq names its product LSM11, U7 small nuclear RNA associated (gene lsm11). Gene Ontology annotation, biological process: mRNA 3'-end processing by stem-loop binding and cleavage. Lineage: Eukaryota; Metazoa; Chordata; Actinopteri; Cypriniformes; Cyprinidae. Gene Ontology annotation, molecular function: U7 snRNA binding. The transcript has 4 exons. Bases 37 to 984 code for a protein of 315 amino acids. Gene Ontology annotation, cellular component: U7 snRNP. The record is from RefSeq and is a predicted model, not a curated record.
CCAUGAUUCCCCGCACAGUCUGCGGCUCAUUCAAAAAUGGAGGAGGGUGAGAGACAGUCAGAAAGUGAGCGCUGUUCAGCACCUUCCCAAACUUCUGACCAACAAACCACAACCGAGACCUCCAGUCAAAAAAGAGAAACUGACGAAGAUGAUAUCGAAACUAAGCUGGACAUCAGUUCGGAUAAGUUUGACCCUCUGCUCGUUUUGUAUUCCCCACAGGUGCAACUGCCUUACCCCAAUAUCAAGUGCUUUAAUAACAUCGCCGAAUAUGAGAGCUUCCUGAAAGGCGGCCGAGGUCGAGCGAAACCCGAAAAUGUCGAGAAAAGACUCAGAAAAGCACAGAAGGGUAAAGCAGACCCGGAGAGGAUAGAAAGGCUGAAGAGACUCAUGGUGAACAACCCGGUUGAGGAGGGAGAGGGAAGCGGAGUCAAACGGCCCCCUCGACAGCGAAAAACGGCUAAAAAUGUGCUUACCAGAAUGCCACUGCACACGGGCAGUCCAUUAGGACAGCUAAACAGAUGUGUUCAGGAGAAAAUCAGAGUCAAAGUUCACAUCCGGACCUUUAAAGGACUCCGGGGAGUGUGUUCUGGCUUUGUGGUGGCAUUUGAUAAGUUUUGGAACCUGGCAAUGGUGGAUGUAGACGAAACCUACAGGGAGCCACUUUUGGGACAAGCGCUCUAUCACGAGAAAGCGCUUACUGUCACAAGGCUAUUCGAAAAACUAAAAGUUCAAGAGACUGUGGCCCUCAGUGAGGUUGAGAGGAAGUCAGAGCUACAAAGUAGUUCAUCUCAUCUCAGGAGAACCGAUCCCAAACAUACCCAGGAGAGAUCUGAAUCUUCCGAGAAAGAGAAGACUACAUUAAAAGUGACACAAAAAUCUGAAACCAAGCCUAAAGUGGAGUAUGGAAGAGUGCACACACGUCAUGUCAAUCAGCUUUUUAUACGAGGAGAAAACAUUCUUCUUGUGAACAUACAGCAGGACUAAAUCCCAAGAUAACUACCCAGAUGAAAUAUUAACUUACUUUCUAUGGAGAUCAACCAGAAAGGUUUUGUUAAAUGAGUGUAUCAUAUUGAUAUGUAUAUCAACAGCUAAAAAAAAAAUAUGUUAAAAGCUGAGUAAACUUAACUAUUUUUUUGUGGUUGGUCGUUGUGUUUAAGUUAAAGGGAUAGUUCACCCAAAAAUGAUAAUUCUGUUAUUAUUUACUUAACCUCAUGUCAUUCCAAAUCCGUAGGACCUUUGUUCUUCUUCAGAACACAAAUUAAGAUAUUUUUAAAUUUCGUAGCUGCUUAACUUUAUGAUUGAACCACUAAUUCACAAGGACUAUUUUGUUGAGGUUCUUGGGAACUUUCUGGGCUAUGAACGUGAUGGUACCUUUGCUGCAGGGUCAGCUUUUGGAUUUCAUUAAAACUAUCUUAAUUUGUUUUCCAAAGAUGAGCAAAGGUCUAAUGAGUUUGGAAAGACAUGAGGGUGAGUAAUUAAUGACACAAUUUUCAUUUUUGGGUGAACUAUCCCUUUAAGGUCACGUACUCUGUUUGUGUUUGCUUUGUAUGACCACUAGGGGGAAGUAAGACACUGAUACACUGUAAGCAUUAAACAAUGCACAUUUAGUCUUAUUUUGUUACAUUUUAUAAACUAUCAAGGGAAAAAUAGCAAUAUAUUUACCAAGUUUUUGCCGAUAUUCCCUUCAACUGUCAACCCCACUAAAACGGCCAGCCAAUACAUACUCUUAUUUUCCUGUCAAACUGAAUUUUCUAUUAGACGUUUACCUCUUUCAGUGCAAAAAAAAAAAUGCAGUUGGGUCUCCAUGGAUUUCAAAAAACAGCAUAAAUGGGUUAAUUGAGCUUUUUGAGGCUGGAAAUUGCAUGUAGCACUCAAGGCUUUUUGUCUUGACGUGUUUGAGUGUUAUUUUUCCCUCACUGCAUAUAUUAGCCAUAUACACAUUACUUUCGUGAUGAAGAAUAUUUAUAUAAAAACACUUUCUCUUCAGAGAAGUGUCUUCCAUGUGAUUUACUCAAUCGUAUGUCCAUAACCACCUUAUUUUUCCGUAAGAGUGGACGCAGCCAUUUGUAAACUUCAUGGGACUGGCUUCCGGUCUCAUCCUCGUCCAGCAGGGUUGCCAAGUCCGGUUUUCCCGCGGAAUUGAACUACUUUAACACUGUUGCCGCGGGUUUAAGCGACCCUAAAACGUGAUAUUUAUCCCCUGGAAUC